AUGGCCACCGAAACAAACGCCGUCGUCUCAGACGACAAACACAUCCCAUCAGACUCGGCAUCCGCCUCUCCGUCAGAAGACGUACCCGUCUCCAAUGUCGGCAAUGUAGUACAAUCCCAGGGCGUAACACGCAUGGAAGCCGUAUAUCGUGAGGCCAAAGAAAACCGCAAGACAUUCUACCUCGUCGGCAUAUCUGUGCUCGUCUGCGCGUGGGCAUACUCCCUCGACUCAUCCACCACGAGCUACUACAGCAUCGACGCAUCAGGCUACUACAAGCAGCACAGCAGUGUGCUCUCCACACUCUCCAUAGCAACUAGCAUCAUUGGUGCGGUGGCGAAGCCCUUCAUCGCCAAGAUUUCAGACAUCACCUCCCGGCCGUAUACUUACACGCUUGCCCUGUUCUUCUACACGGUGGGAUAUAUUGUUGCCGCGACGUCGACCUCUGUGUCUGCGUAUAUUGUGGGCGAGGUGUUUGUGGCGAUAGGCGGCUCGGGCUUGGAUCUCACGAAUGAUAUUAUUGUUGCGGAUUUGACGCCCCUUGAGUGGAGGGGCUUUGUGAGCUCCCUGCUUUCCACGCCGUUUAUUAUUAAUACUUGGUUUGCGGGCAAGAUUGUCGAUGCUAUUACCGCGAGGAAUCAGUGGAGGUGGGGAUAUGGUAUGUUUGCCAUCAUCAUGUCCGCGGCUCUUGGACCGGCCAUCAUUACACUCAUCUACCUUGACCGACGGGCCAAGAAGAACGGUAUUGUGAACAUGGCGUCUAGCAAUGCUGCCAGACGAGCAGCCAGGGAUCUUGCCUCUGAAGAAGGCAAAGAAGCGCCUCACGGUGUAGUCGUUGCUCCUGCUGCUGCAUCCUCCGAGACUUGGGGCCAGGUGCUCAUGAGGAACUUUCAUGAGAUUGACGCCUUUGGCCUUAUCCUUCUUGGCUUCGGAUGGUCCUUACUGCUGCUGCCGUUCUCAUUAAAAACGUACGCCCAGCACGGAUGGCGCAACCCCUCGCUGAUUGCGAUGAUGGUUGUAGGAGGAUUAUUGCUCAUUGCGUACGUGGUGUAUGAAAUCAAAUUCGCCAAAAUGCCAAGCGCACCACGACGCCUCAUCUUCAACAAGACGUUCAUCAUGGCCGUCAUCAUUGACAGCUUCUACAUGCUGGCCGGUCAAAUGCGCGGCCUCUACUGGUCUUCAUACGUCCUCAUCGCCAAACCAUGGAGCCACCAAGACUGGGUAUACUACGGCAACACGCUCACUCUCGCACUCUGCAUCUUCGGCGUGGUAGCCGGCCUCAUCCAGCGCUGGACGCAUCGCUACAAAGCCCUCCAGCUGUUUGGCCUGUGUCUCAAAAUCAUCGGCAUGGGCAUCCUCCUCGACGGCCGGCGCGCCACCAACAACACCGCCGCCAUGGUAAUCUCCAUGGUCAUGAUUGGCGCGGGCGGUGCCUUCUCCGUCGUCGGAUCUCGAGUAGCGUCGCAGGCCGCCGUGCCGCAUCAGGACGUUGCUCUUGCGAUAUCCCUCCUCGCGCUGUGGUCCAAGAUUGGGAGCGCGAUAGGGAGUGCCGUCGUCGCGGUGAUUUGGUCGUCCCAAAUGCCGGGUCUGCUUCGUGAGCAUUUACCCGCGAGUGCGACGGAGAAGGACGUCAAGAAGAUUUUUAAUAAUGUCAAGGCUGUGAGGGAGUUGUAUCCGUUUGGGUCGCCUAUGAGGGAGGGUGUUGUGGAGGCGUAUAGGAGGACGUUGUAUUAUGCGUUGGCGCCGGCGUUGGCGUUGGCGUUUAUCCCGCUUGUGGCGGCGUGUUUUCAGACGAACUUUUAUUUGGGGAAGCAGCAGAAUGCGGUUACGAAUGUUGGCAACGAUGGGCUGCCUGUUAAGGAGAGAGAGGGUGAGCAUGUGAAGAGUAAGAAGGAUGCGUUUUUGAAGUUUUGGGCUGGAAAGUAG
Pochonia chlamydosporia 170 is the source of this 1923-nucleotide messenger RNA. Its product is annotated as siderophore iron transporter. Bases 1 to 1923 code for a protein of 640 amino acids. NCBI's taxonomy places the organism in Eukaryota, Fungi, Ascomycota, Sordariomycetes, Hypocreales, Clavicipitaceae. The transcript is spliced from 3 exons. Gene Ontology annotation, biological process: transmembrane transport. The record is from RefSeq and is a predicted model, not a curated record. Gene Ontology annotation, molecular function: transmembrane transporter activity.